CUCCACGGCAACGCUCUCCUGCACCCUUCUGCGCACGUCCGGCCAUGGCGCUCGCACACGCAGCUGCCGCGGCGGCGCCCCAGAGUCAGCCAAAGCCGAUCCUGCCUGCGCAGCCGGUGCGGCACAGCGGGCCGUCGCCCUUUGCGCAGCCGUUUGCGCUCUCGGCGCAAUACGUUGCUGCCAAGGAGGGCACGCCGCUCGACGAGGUCGACCCGUCGGCGCCGGCGCCGUCGAAGAAGAAGGACGAGCCCUUCGCGCAUGACCUUGGCGUGCGUCUCAUCUGCCGCGACUGCCAGGUCGACCCGCCGAACCUCGUCGAGGAGUUCGCCAGCGGCGAUGUCGUGUGCGGCGACUGUGGCCUGGUGAUCGGCGACAAGAUCGUCGACACGCGCUCCGAGUGGCGCACGUUUGCCAACGAAGAGGGCGAUGACCCGUCGCGUGUCGGCCAGGCCAACAACCCGCUCAUGGACGGCCUGACGGAGCAGCUCGACACGCGCAUCGGCCACCGUGACGGCGGCUCUGGCGCCGCACGCGACCUGCAGCGCACGCUCGGCCGCGUCGGCGGCACGUCGCACCGCACGAUCCUCGACGCCUUCGAGGACAUCCAGCGCAAGUGCGACUCGAUUCACUUGAACCGCCAGGUAUCGGAGACGGCCAAGCAGCUCUUCAAGCGCGUCGAGAUGGAGAAGAUCCUGCGCGGCAAGAAGACGGACGCCAUCGUCGCUGCGUGCAUCUACAUUGCGUGCAAGAUCGCCAGCGUGCCGCGCACGUUUCCCGAGAUCUGCGCGCUGACCAAGGUGUCCAAGAAGCUCAUCGGCCAGUCGUACAAGGAGAUCUCGAACGCGUUCGGCCUGCACAAGCAGUUCCAGGCGAACGCGGCGGGCGAGGGCGGCUCGGGCGUGACGCCGACGAACGCCGUCGACCUCGUGUCGCGCUUCUCCAACCACCUGGCGCUCGACCGCCCGACGAUUGGCUGCAUCCGCGACGUCGCCGAGCGCAUCCGCGACGAGGGCCUGCUGGCCGGCCGCAGCCCGAUCACCAUCGCCGCGGCGUGCAUCUACUUUGCCACGACGCUGCUCGGCCAGAGCGUCAGCGCCAAGUCGAUCUCGAACGCCGCGGGCGUCAGCGACGUGACGAUCAAGUCGUCGUACAAGGGCCUUGUUGACAGCAAGAGCCGCAUCCUCACGCCCGGCAUUCUCGAAAAGCACAAGCUCAUCGACGUGGCGAACCUCUCGUCUGCGUGAUGUGCGCCGUGCACCCCUUCUAAUGACCUGUCUUCUGCUCUUCCGCUCUGCUUCGCCCUGGCUCUGCAUCCCUCACAUCAUCACAACCCUACAUACAUCAGUCACGCAGCUCCCGUUCCCUAUCGUCCUUGUCGCCUUGUGCAGUGCAGGCCAGCCCCUCACUGCGUCAAACCCAAAUACAGUGUCGCUUCUGCCUCU
Messenger RNA from Tilletiopsis washingtonensis, 1442 nucleotides. RefSeq names its product putative SUA7-TFIIB subunit, factor E. NCBI's taxonomy places the organism in Eukaryota, Fungi, Basidiomycota, Exobasidiomycetes, Entylomatales. Gene Ontology annotation, cellular component: nucleus; transcription preinitiation complex. Gene Ontology annotation, biological process: transcription preinitiation complex assembly; transcription initiation at RNA polymerase II promoter. Bases 45 to 1244 code for a protein of 399 amino acids. Gene Ontology annotation, molecular function: TBP-class protein binding; RNA polymerase II general transcription initiation factor activity. The record is from RefSeq and is a predicted model, not a curated record. The transcript has 4 exons.